Molecule: messenger RNA, 3259 nt
Organism: Melopsittacus undulatus (budgerigar)
Lineage: Eukaryota; Metazoa; Chordata; Aves; Psittaciformes; Psittaculidae
Gene: CCNG2
Product: cyclin G2
Biological process (GO): mitotic cell cycle phase transition; regulation of cyclin-dependent protein serine/threonine kinase activity
Cellular component (GO): nucleus; cyclin-dependent protein kinase holoenzyme complex; cytoplasm
Molecular function (GO): cyclin-dependent protein serine/threonine kinase regulator activity
Source: RefSeq, a predicted model, not a curated record
GCCUCCAUUUUGAUGCGGGGUCGGGGCAGUGGUUGAGGCUUGGGGAUGGUGUCGGUGUCGUUCCCUUGGGCAGCGUCGUGACCCUGCUUGGAUGCGGGGCCAGCGGCGGGGACGACCCGCAUCGGUGCGGUGACGGGAGCCGGGCUCGCCUCCCCCUCCCGGCAGCGGAGGAAGCGAGCCGUGAGGGCAGCGGGGGGGGCCCGGUGUCCCCUCAUCACCGCCCCGGGUAAAGGAUCCGGAGGCAGGGGAGAAGAUGAGCAGCGAGGCGCUGUGGCUUUUCAAGCAGCUGAAUCUCCACCUGGAGCAGGAGGGGCGGUUUCAGCCCCGAGAGAAGGGGCUCAGCCUCAUCGAGUGCGCCGCAGAGAAUGAAAAUACUCUAUGUCCGAGACAAAGGAAUGCCAAGGUGGAAGAUCUUUGGAGUUUGACCAACUUCUUUGGUUUUGCAACUGAAACGUUUGUUUUGGCUGUGAAUAUUCUGGACAGAUUCUUGGCUCUUAUGAAGGUGAAACCAAAGCAUUUAUCUUGCAUUGGAGUUUGUUGUUUCCAACUGGCUGCCCGAGUAGUCGAAGAGGAAUGCAAUAUUCCAUCUGCUCACGAGAUCAUCCGGAUCAGCCAAUGUAAAUGCACUGUGUCUGACUUGAAGCGGAUGGAAAAGAUAAUUUCAGAAAAGUUGCACUUUGAAUUUAAAGCUACUACUGCCUUAACCUUCUUGCACUUGUACCAUACUAUUGUACUCUGUCAUACCUCAGAAAGGAAAGAAGUAUUGAAUCUUGACAAAUUGGAAGCACAGCUAAAAGCUUGCAACUGUCGUCUAGUCUUUUCUAAAGCAAAACCAUCUGUCUUGGCCUUGUGCCUUCUCACUCUAGAAGUUCAGACUCUGGAAUCUGUUGAGCUGUUCGAGAUCCUUCUGCGUGUUCAGAAGCAUUCUAAGAUAAGUGACAGUGACCUACUUUAUUGGAGGGAGCUGGUCUCAAAAUGCCUAGCAGAUUAUUCCUCUCCUGAAUGUUGCAAGCCUGAUCAUAAGAAGCUAGUUUGGAUUGUUUCUAGACGUACAGACCAGAAUCUACAAAACAGUUACUACAGUGUUCCCGAGUUGCCAACAAUACCAGAGGGUGGAUGUUUCAAUGAAAGUGAGAGUGAAGACUCUUCUGAAGAUAUGAGCAGCGGAGAAGAAAUCCUUAGCAGUUCUCCUCCGAGUGAUCUGGAAGGCACCUUCUUCUUCGAACUCAAACCUAAAACAAAGUGGCAAGCUCUUAGCUGUCAUUCUUAGCAUCAAGUCUUGAUUGUAAUAGGUUGAAAUUUUAAAUGCACCAUAGAGUGUUUUGGCAAUAAUAAGUGAGGUGGUAAUGUGUGAACUGUAUUAAGGCAAGAAUUGCUGUGGUAUAUAAAUGCCUUGCUUUCUUUGUUGUUGUAAUUUUAAGGAAGGCAAAAAAAUCCCAUUCAGGUCCCCAGUUCAGCAAAAAAGUUCAUGUAUAGUUCUGUUGUCAAUAAGCAUAAAUGUAGUUCUGUAUCUGUUGGUCCAAAAUGCAUAGCAGCUGCACGCACAAAUAGUAAUGGAAGCUGACAGCAUACUGGGCUAUGUUAACAGGAGUGUAGCUAGUAGAUAAAGGGAAGUAGGGUUUUUUCCCCUCCCUUUACAUGGCAUCCUCAUGUGGAACAGUGUCCAGUUUGGGGCUCAAUAUGUUGAUCAACUUGCACAAGUUCAACAGGGAGCUGCCAAGAUGGGUAGGUGAUGGGGGGCACAGGACCUGUGAAGAGAGGCUAAGCAAAAUGAGCUUAUUCAGCCUCAUUCAGCAAAAUGGUCUUUGGGGAUGGAAAUGGGACUGAACAGCAGGCUUUUGGUAUCAAAGAGAAGUUUGUGGAGGAGAUUAUUUCAGGGUCUUGGCUGAGAAGUGUGGAGCAAGAAUGCAGUUCUCAUGGAAGGAGUUUUCUCCAUGGGGUCAGUUAAACGUGAAAGUGGACAAAGAGGCUGUGCAGUCUGUCCUGGGGAGUGUGCAGGGUUCAGCACUGACACAAUCCCAAGCUUGCUUUGAAUUCAGUGUUGACCCUUCUUUGAGCCAGGAGGUUGGGUGAGAGUCCUCUUGAGGGCAUGUCCACUCUUAGCCAGCUUGAUCUAAUCCCAAAAUACUGCGUAGGUAUGUGGAAUGAGAGGUAUCUGUCAUACCAGACUGAAAUGAUUUACUGUCAAAUGCUGAAAGUGCUUUAACACUUGAUAUACUGUGCACCUUUUCAGCAGUAUUUUGAGUUUUGUACUCUAAACAUUUUUUUUUAAAAGCUUAUUUUUUGUAAACUUGAGAAAUACCUGUUUCCCAACAGGAGUAUGCAUGGCAAGAAGGACGUUUCCAGUUAAUGCUAGAUUUCACUGAAAGGAUAGUAUUCAGUGUGUGGCUGGGAGUAUCAUAUUUUCUUUAAUGCAGAUGGUUUUUACACUGAAAUUAACUUUGUCAAUUUCAGUGUGUUUAAAAUGCUAACUGUUAACAUGUCAAUCCAUACUACUAGCUUAGACUUAUUAACACGGUAAAUCUUGGUAAGUCUACAUUCCUUUAAAUAUUUAACCCUUGUAGUUGUUUUUCAGUAUAUUCAUGUUAUUGAAUCAUCCUCAGACUUGUUUGCAUGCUUAUAUAGGGCAGUUAGUGCAGGAAAAGUUGAUAUUAUGCAGUAAUAUCAGGUAUAUGUGAUGUUGAUGAAGUAGUUAAUGUAAUGGGUUGUGUUCAGACCUUGCUUUAUUAAAGCACAAAUUGAAGUAUGAUUGGUUUCUGCAUACUGAGGACACAGCUAGGUAGCAAGCAGACUGAGUAGCUCAGAGCAAUGGCGUGAAGUGUGUUGGUGCCAAAGUAGAAAUGAAGGAGCAAACAAGCUAAAAGCUGUUUGGUAGGUGCAAACCUUCUUGUAGAAAGGUAAGAUCAGUGCUGUGAGUUCAUAACUGUUAUGUGAUUUCAGUUUCAUAAAAAUAUGAAAACGUUUACAAAAAAUGUAUAUGAAAAUGUAAAUUACAAAAUGUACAGAAAAAAAAUUAAAUGAGCAGAAAAUACUGUAUUUUUUUACAUUGUAUGUAACUUUUUGUAGGUAUGUUGCAUGUACAUAGUAAUUUAUUGUGUACUCUGUAUGUUACAAAUACUGUACAUCUGCAGGACUUGUUACCGCAAGUCCUGCAGCUGGAAGCUCACUUCUCAAAUGGAGUACUUUGGUUGCAGGUAACAAACCUCCUGAGUCUUGUUUCAGUUGAGAACAAAAAUAAACCAAGUGCUGUAUUUGUUAA